UCGGGGAAAAGAGAUCAUUGAAUCGUCGACUGUGACAGAGAAUCACAAGCUACCAUACACUCCGACACUCUUUCUCGCCGAAAGAAUGAGAUCUUACUUGCUUAUAUUCAUCGUCCUCGCGACGGUCCUUUUCUACACCAAACACAUCAAUGCGGAAGAAGUAUGUGCACAAGAGAACUGUGUUACACCUGAAAAGUGUGAAGAACCGAUAAAGAAUCAAAAAAAAACUUGCAAUGAAUUGGGUACUACAUGCUGCAGUAUAGUUAAAGAAGAGUACAGAACCCAUUGCAGACAUCAUGGUGGAGUAUGCAUGGAAACCUGCACUUUGACACUACAACGUCAAGCGAUUGACUGUCCAAGUCAAGUCUGUUGCGUUUUAGUUUAAACAACUUACUAAAGCAUAAUAAUUAAUUAAAGAAUAAUCUCUCUCUUUCUGAUUACGACAAAUUUUAAUUUAAUAUAAUCAUAUGGCAAAAUGUCAAAAGAAUCAUUAACAUUGGCUCUCUUAAUUAGAAAUAUAUAUUAUACAAUUUUUAAAAGCAUAUCCCUUUUCAUAGAAUAGGCAUAUAUUGUUUUUAUAACAUGAGAAAAAAUUAAAAUUACUAUUA
Molecule: messenger RNA, 608 nt
Organism: Nylanderia fulva
Lineage: Eukaryota; Metazoa; Arthropoda; Insecta; Hymenoptera; Formicidae
Source: RefSeq, a predicted model, not a curated record